Messenger RNA from Megalobrama amblycephala (Wuchang bream), 4383 nucleotides. It is a transcript of the gene chrm4a, whose product is annotated as cholinergic receptor, muscarinic 4a. Gene Ontology annotation, biological process: chemical synaptic transmission; G protein-coupled receptor signaling pathway, coupled to cyclic nucleotide second messenger; adenylate cyclase-inhibiting G protein-coupled acetylcholine receptor signaling pathway. Gene Ontology annotation, molecular function: G protein-coupled acetylcholine receptor activity; G protein-coupled serotonin receptor activity. Gene Ontology annotation, cellular component: dendrite; synapse; plasma membrane. The coding region runs from base 538 to 2079 and encodes 513 amino acids. The transcript is spliced from 2 exons. Lineage: Eukaryota; Metazoa; Chordata; Actinopteri; Cypriniformes; Xenocyprididae. The record is from RefSeq and is a predicted model, not a curated record.
AGGUCUAUCUGACAAUCUGUAAGACGGUUAUUAGGAAAUGCAUUUAUCUGGAAGGAUGUUUUAGACUUUGUGAGAACAGACCGUGCUUGGCUGACAGCAGAUCACAGGACAAGCUAUAGGUUGAUUCAGUGGAACCUGCGGACUCUCAGGUGAUUGGCUGGGGGUGGAUGACAUCAUUGAAAGUCCGCUGCCUCAGCCGCGCGCUAAACUCCUGGAAAGAGAUCACAGCCGCUCUCGCAGAUGGGAGCUACAUCUGGCGGAUUGUUACCCGAGUCGAUCUAGAUAAAACCACUCGCUCGAGGUGUUUUUAGGUGAGCAGCGUGUCGCGAUGGUCAGAGUCUUAAUGAGCUUCUCACCGCUGGCGAGAGCCACGCGCGUCAAGUGCGAAUGAUGUGAAAAACAAAGUCGUCCCGCGCAACAUGAGGACAGCCCUUCUAAUAAUCUUGAGGAAAAACUUGACUAAGUGAAAGAGGAAGGGUGGAUUCUUUUUCUUUUUUUCCCCUUUUGGCUGGCUGAGCAUUUUUAAAAUCAUGCAACAUGAAUGUAACUAACAGCACUGGAGCAGAGGGACUCGCGCCCUGGAACUUCAACGGCUCAUUGAGCAACGUGUCCAGUGAUGCCAACUUCAGUUGUGACAGCGGCAGCGCUAAUGGCUCGUGUGCAGCGGCUGAGGCGGACGGCGAGAGCCCGUACAAGACAGUGGAGAUGGUCUUCAUCGCACUGGUUACUGGAUCCCUCAGUUUUGUCACCGUUGUGGGCAACAUCCUCGUCAUGCUCUCAAUAAAGGUUAAUCGACACCUACAGACCGUCAACAACUACUUCCUUUUCAGCCUGGCCUGUGCAGAUCUCAUCAUCGGUGCGUUCUCCAUGAACCUUUACACCGUCUACAUCAUCAAGGGCUACUGGCCGCUCGGCCCAGUCGUGUGUGACCUGUGGCUCGCGCUGGAUUAUGUGGUCAGCAACGCUUCUGUCAUGAACCUGCUAAUCAUCAGCUUUGACCGAUAUUUCUGUGUGACCAAACCCUUAAGUUAUCCUACACGCAGAACCACCAAGAUGGCCGGCCUCAUGAUUGCCUCCGCCUGGAUCCUGUCUUUCAUCCUAUGGGCUCCCGCUAUCCUGUUCUGGCAGUUCAUCGUCGGAGAACGGACUGUAGAGCCUGGCGAAUGUUAUAUCCAGUUCCUUUCCAACCCCGCGGUCACGUUCGGCACGGCCAUUGCUGCGUUCUACCUGCCGGUGGUCAUCAUGACGGUGCUUUACGUGCACAUCUCUCUGGCCAGCCGCAGCCGUGUGUCCAAGCAAAAGCCAGAGGCUAAGAAAGAGAAAAAAGGCCAGAAGUCUAGCGGUCUGCUCAAGAGUCACAUCUUGAAGCAGAACAACAACAACCAGUCUCCUCCUAAGCCCAGCCUGGAUACCUGUUCUACAGUGGACACCAUGAAGAACGGCAAAGUAGACGAAUCUGUGGUAUCCGCUAAAGCCGACUCGUGCGUGCAGCCGGAAAAGGAGAGCUCAAACGACUCCAGCACGGCCAGCAUAGCACCUAAAGAGCCCAAAGAGCGAGCGAACAGCGAGGUGACUUCGGACGCCGGCCUGACACCCGCGCCAACAACAGCCGCACCUAAAAUCAAUCCUCAAUCCAAAUGGUCCAAGAUCAAGAUUGUCACCAAACAGGCAGGAGACGAGUGCAUCACAGCCAUCGAGAUCGUCCCACCGAACAGUACCGGCGAGAGGCGCUCCAUCCCUGUGAACCGUCCCCGCACGGUGGCGCGCAAGUUCGCCAGCAUCGCCCGCAGCCAGGUGAAGAGAAAAAGGCAGAUGGCGGCACGAGAGAAGAAAGUGACAAAAACAAUCUUCGCCAUUCUGCUGGCCUUCAUCAUCACGUGGACGCCAUACAACGUGAUGGUCUUAAUCAGCACAUUCUGCCAGUCGUGCGUUCCAGACACAGUCUGGGCCAUUGGCUACUGGCUCUGCUACGUCAACAGCACCAUUAACCCCGCUUGCUAUGCACUCUGUAACGCCACCUUCAAAAAGACCUUCAAAAACCUGCUCAUGUGCCAGUAUAAGAACAUCGGCACCAGAUGAACUGAGGAAAGAAGCAGCCUGCAGAGAUGGAGGGUAUGAAAUGGAGGGUACAAAAACUGUCCCAGCUCUUCUGGCCCUGAUAACUUUGAAGCUUUGGAAGGUACUGUGCAGUACAUUGUGAGGCUUCAUUGUCCCAUAAUGCUUAAACAGUGCGUUAUAACUAAAAGGUAAUGUAUUAAGUGAUUUACAAGAAGAUGAUGGAGCGAUGGACAAUAGACUGAAUCACUGAAGAAAUCAAGAUGAGGUCUUGAAAAAAAUGACCACUGAACUCUGCACUACAGUAACAUGAAGAUCAGGCUGUGAAUGACUACAUUAGAGGAGCCAUUGAUGGCUCAUUAUUUCCAACAAUGAAAAGAGAGAAUCCCAGCAAAUAUAAACCAAAAGAGACUUGGUUAAUUAAGAGAUCUUAUCGAUUCAUUUAUAUUCCCAGUACAGCACAAAUGGUAUCAAUCAAGUCCUUUUGGUUAGUAUUAACGCUGUUUUUGACCCAUACUUCUGUGCACAUUUUCUGAAAACAUCACACAGAGGAUCGCAGCUAAAGACAAUAACAUAUGGAAAAGCUUCCUGUUCGACUGUCCCUGAAAGCACGGCGCUCCAGAGUGAGGUUCAAGUUCCUAUACCUGUACCUUCCAUUUUCCAAAUGAAGGAAGCCACAGACUGAAGCUGUUUGCUGACCACAACAGCUGUGUAGUCCAUUACAUUCAUAGCGACAAAUUCAGGGCAUGUGGUUCAGCCUGGGAGAAGUUAGUCAUCAUUAUCCUCUUAGUGUGAUCCUCUUGAGGUUCUGGUAUAGGUCAGAAUUCAAAAGGAUCUCCUCAAUGGAUUGGGAUAGGCAUUAUAGACUUUAAAUGGGAUGAGACACUCUAUACUGAGCUGAGAAAUGUCACUGUAAGGGUUUAUUCUUACAGAGGUCUGUAAAUAUGUUUAGUUAUGAUGAAUAUAUGCUCUUGAAAGUAUUAUUUCUUCCCUGCAUUUGAUGUCUGGAUGUUUGUGUUCCUCUUGUAUUUAGUUGGUGAUCUUCGUGUGAUUUUACAGAUUAAAUAUUAAAUGUAUCGUUGUCUGUAUGCAGAACUGUUGAAACCAUUUAUAAUUUGUGAUAUACUUGGAAAAAAAUCAGAGAUGACUAGUACAUUUAUUUAACCUGUUUAUAAGAUGUUCAAUUUCAAGCAUUUCAUUUAAAUCUGGGCACAAAGGACUGUCCGUAAAUUUGAGAAAUGGAAAUGUGCUUUUCUUUCCCCCUGUAAAACACGUUGAUUUAGCAGAUAUCCACUUCAUAAUAUUGUUUUCUCAUGGUGCAAUAUAGUUUUGCCUAGUUUGUAUUUAAAUAUAAAGUCUGUAAUUGAUGAAACCGCAGCAUGUAAACCUGAAGGAAUGAUCUCCCACUGGUUUGUGUUUGAGAACAUGUGGUCAGUGUUAACACAGAGGGAGAAUGUGUUUAGGGCUCAUGUUGUUACAUUAUUAACAGCUGUUUCAGCAAUUACAUACUUUAAAGCAUUAAACCAAAGAGAUCGUGGCACUUUGGUCUGUUUAUUAGGCCUGGUCUGGAAGAGAUUAUUCAUUCAUUAGCAUCAUUUUAAGAUGCAGAGACUUGCCUCUUUAAUGUCUUGGGUUUGGUUUCAUGUUUCUACCUCAUAAUCAAAUUUCCAUUCAUAGCAUUUGUAUCUCCAAACCAGCUCUGAAUCUCUUUUUAAUGGGCGGUAAAGACCAACUAAAUGACUAUUAUGCCAUUGGAAAAGAAGCUAAAACCAGAUUUCCAUUUUUUUCUGAAUGUUAAAUCUUGCCAGUUGCUUUGGUCUUCUGAUACAUGGACUGUUGAAGUAGGCCGUUCACUACAAAUCUUAGUCCUGCUUUUAUAAAAAGUGACGCGAGCUCUAAGAAAGCGUCACACUGGAAUAGAGUUCUCUCAGAGAGUUAUGAAACUGUAACUGUACUAAAGAAAUUCAAUCAUGCAAUCUGAUCGGUUCUAAAUAUUGUUCUUCUGCAAAUCUGAAAAUAGCAAAUGUCUAUCAUCAUUAUUAUCAUCAAUACAGCAAAAUGACUUUGCCUAUAAUGCUCUCUUUCCUCUGAUCUUUUAAAUUUCCAUUUCAAAUGUUCACAUGUAAAUUGUAUAAGGAUUGAAGAAAUCCCUCGUAUAACUGUACCAGCUGAAGGGCAAAGUCAAUAAGCAUUACCCCAGUGAAGCUGAUGGAAUGAACACUGUAAUUAUGGACUUAUCUACCACUGCCCUUAAAGAGCCAGUGUACAUAAGAGUGUAUGGUUCUUUUUCUAUUGCAUAAAGCUUAAUAAAUAUCUGAAGCACACUGA